This is a messenger RNA of Trichoderma harzianum CBS 226.95, 900 nucleotides long. RefSeq lists its product as hypothetical. NCBI's taxonomy places the organism in Eukaryota, Fungi, Ascomycota, Sordariomycetes, Hypocreales, Hypocreaceae. The transcript is spliced from 2 exons. The record is from RefSeq and is a predicted model, not a curated record. Bases 160 to 816 code for a protein of 218 amino acids.
GGCAAACAAAGAGGCUUCCCACUUGACUAUAUCUAUGUCUCCUCUUGUGCCGGAAAGCUUCCCCCGUUGACAUGAUUCAUCACAGAAUUCAACAAACACCCUACCAAGUUUGCUCAACCCAUAAACUUUCAAAGGCCAUCUAAUCUCGCGACAGCAACAAUGAGCUCUCAUAUAAAGCAUCAUCAUGCCCGCGCAAGCCAGGAGCUUGCUCAACCCAUUGGCAAGGCCUCAAGGGAAGACAGCAGCAUUGGCGAGCAAGGUAGCUCUCCCAACCUUGAGAAGAUCUGUGACCCGAUUGACGAGAUUCUCAACCUUGCAGUUGACAUUGUGGAGAAGAUAUGGCCCAAAUAUGAUUCUCAAGCCUUCUCAGAAUAUCUCAAAGCGCAUAUUUUUCAUUCUGCGGAACACAACGCCAACAAAUCCGACGAGAAAGCCAGAGAGAGAAAAAUAGAAAGGAUUUCUGAGAUUAUCACCAAAGAAGGUGACAAAAUUGCCCACGAACUCGUUACGAAGUUCGAGAAAGUCCGCAUACAUGUUCAUGACGUCCAGGACAAUAAAGACCAUCUCCGCGAGCUUGGAGUCCAAGCUAAAGCCCGUAUUCACGACUAUCUUAAAGUCCAUCUCCACGAGGCUGUUGACAAGCCUGUCCACGAGACUGUCGACAAGCCUGUCCACGAAAUUGUCGACGACAAAUUCGAUGAGGUUGACGAAAUCGCCUGCAAAGAUUACGACAAAGUAUCUGAAAAUCCCUUCGAUGAAUUUAUCACAGACAGUGACGUAGAGACAGACCACACUUACGUGGAGGUGCGUAAAUAGGCAGCUGACGAAGACGCCGCCAAAUCCUGAUGACAAAGUUAUUAGUCCUAUGAAGGUUGACGAUGGUGCCACUCAGGCCCUUAG